This is a messenger RNA of Thecamonas trahens ATCC 50062, 972 nucleotides long. RefSeq lists its product as uncharacterized. NCBI's taxonomy places the organism in Eukaryota, Apusomonadida, Apusomonadidae. The record is from RefSeq and is a predicted model, not a curated record. The coding region runs from base 1 to 972 and encodes 323 amino acids. The transcript has a single exon.
AUGUCUACGGAUGUGGCGAAUGAGUCCGAGACAACAUCAUACGCAACGUUUCGGGUUGUGCUGAACGUUCCCUGGGAUGCGCCGCUCGGUGGGAGCAAGCUCGACAUGAACACCUUUGUCCGCUCAAACACCCUCCGCCUUCCGCGAGUGCCCGACUUUGAGCUGCGACCAAAGGAGGCUGCGGCGGAAAACUCGGCGAGUGUGGGAGCUACUACUUCUACUGAGGUUGUUAUGCGGUUGAUCGAUCCUCGGGCGCAUACGCCGACGCCCGCGCCGACUCCCAUCAAGCGCAAAGGUGACAAGUUUGCAUCGCUGACAGGGGAUGCCCAGCCCAAGGCAGAGCCGCGCACCUCGGCAGAGACAGAGGCUGGAUCGUCGGCAGUGAGUGCAAAGGCCAGUGCCGAGGCUGAUGGCGAGGCUGAGCUUGACGCAGGGUGGACCAAGGAGAUGGAUCGUAUUGUGUGGUCGUUUGUGACCAUGACCGGCCUCUCGGACGCGCAGCCGGACGGCUUGGACUGGACCAGCCUCGCGCAGCGGAUUGGCGGUGUGACGCCCGAAGCAUGCAUGGCCCGAGCAGCGUUGCUGUUUGAGCGGCGGCUCCGAGGCUCGGGGACUGGUGCCACGGCACUGGUCCCGCCGCAGAGCAUGGUGGCCAAGACGGCGGCUGAACCGACUGCCGCGCCCGAGGUUCGCCGCCUGACACCGCUGCAGUCCGGAGCGGCCGCUGCCGACGACGACAACGCGCUGAUGCAGUCGCUUCUUCGGCUCUCGGCCAACUCGGCCGGUGCGUUUGUCGCAUCAGCGUCAGCGUCGGCCGAGCCGUCACCGGUCUCGUCGCCGCCUAUCUCUGCCGGCCCGGUCUCGCUCUCAGGCGACGACGAUUCGUUCUCCGAGUCGUCGGUCACCCGGUCCGAGAUUCUCGCGGCCUUUCUCGACUACGACGACCCCGGCACACCGUCCAGCAUUUUGUGA